GCCGUCUCGACUCAGUCACUCGUUGUCGACACACACUCGUUUAAACGCCUGCGUUUGGGUUACCAGAUCUCCGUAUUUUUGCGGUGUCUUAUCCUGAAAUAGCCAAUUCACCAUAAAAGUCAACCCAUAAUAAUGCAUCUCUCGUCGAUCCUUGGUCUCGUUUGCCUCGCCCUCCCUUUCGCCGCAGGUGCACAUAAUCCUCAUUGGGGACGUCGUCACCACCACGAAGUCGCCCGCCGUGCUCCUGGAGAAGUUGACCAUUACAAGCGUGAUGCCUUCAGCAAUGUCCGUUUCACCUUCUACGAUGUUGGCCUGUAUGUUCGCGGUGCUUGCGGGCAAGUGAACAUACCCACCGACUUUAUCGUCGCUAUCAACAGGUUCCAAUACGGCUCUGGCUACCCUGGCCCGCUCUGCUUCAAGAGCAUCACUAUUGAGUAUGGUGGCAAGCAGGCUCAGGCUACCAUCAUGGACGAGUGCAUGGGCUGUCCUUACGGUGCUCUCGACUUCUCCGUCGGUCUCUUCAGCUUCUUCGCCGACCAAUCGCUCGGUGAGGUCUACGGCACGUGGUGGUUCAACGACGGCUCUGGUGGAGGCGGAGCUCCGGCCCCCACGACGUCCUCCACCCCGGCUUGGACGCCCCCUCCCUCGACGUCUUCGCCCGCCUGGACCCCGCCACCCUCGUCGACCUGGACUCCUCCCCCCAGCUCUACCUGGACCCCUCCCCCGAGCACAUCCUCGAGUUCCACCUGGACCCCGCCCCCUAGCUCCACCUCGUCAUCGUCAUCGUCAUCUUCUGCCUCUUCGUCCUCAUCUGCAUCAUCACCAUCAGUCAACUACAGCACCGGUGCUGCAAGCGGCCUCGCGGAGCCCACUGGCACCGCGCCUGUGGAUGCGCCGUCGGCAAGCAACCCGGAGAACCUCCUCACCCUGAACGAGGCCAUCAUCGGCAUCGGCGCGCUCGCCGUUGCCGGCAGCAAUGCGAACUAAAUCUAGAUCAGCAAGUGCGCCGCACGCGCCGCUUGCGUCUAGCUCGAACUCGAGCUUGCUCUGAGGCUCGUUUCAUGAAGUUUUUGUUUUGGGAUCUUGGCAAACUCGUGAUAAUAAGGGACUGAUGUUACCAAAUUGGCUUCCUCUUCUCCUCCUUGACCUUUCCCCCUUCCUCCCGUGCUACGUACUUAUUUUAUCCAGCCUUUUCGACGCGUUUAUACCUCGGGUUUGAGUGCGAGAUGCACUCAUGCUCGAUGCUUACGUAUACCCGGUUCAUACCCUCACUUAUUUAGUCGCCCAGUGUUUGAAGGCGAACUUGUGUUUGUUGUGUGUAUUGACGUUUACGAGCUUGCUUGUGUUGGUUUCUUUACUACCGAGUCGAUAGUUCGUUAUAGAUCCUUGUAUCAAUGACAGCAAUCGG
Coniophora puteana RWD-64-598 SS2 is the source of this 1408-nucleotide messenger RNA. RefSeq names its product plant expansin. The coding region runs from base 133 to 987 and encodes 284 amino acids. The record is from RefSeq and is a predicted model, not a curated record. The transcript has 4 exons. Lineage: Eukaryota; Fungi; Basidiomycota; Agaricomycetes; Boletales; Coniophoraceae.